Jatropha curcas is the source of this 1961-nucleotide messenger RNA. Its product is annotated as pyruvate kinase, cytosolic isozyme. The record is from RefSeq and is a predicted model, not a curated record. NCBI's taxonomy places the organism in Eukaryota, Viridiplantae, Streptophyta, Magnoliopsida, Malpighiales, Euphorbiaceae. Gene Ontology annotation, biological process: glycolytic process. Gene Ontology annotation, molecular function: pyruvate kinase activity; magnesium ion binding; potassium ion binding.
UUGCCCAACACGCCCUUCAUUUCCAUUGCCCUUUCCCUUCCAUUCCAGCACGUCUCCAACUUCAUACAUUUCUCACUUUCUCACAUUUAUAUAUAUACAUUCAUAUAUGUAUAACAAACAAUCGAUUCUUUAGGAAUCACGAUCUGUAUCUUGUUCUACUCUUCCUUUUUUUAUUUGAAACACAGUGAUAUUGAAGAUUUAUAACCAAAAGCCAAAACGAUGACGAACGGCGGAGAAGAUACGGUGCUCAUGGAGAAGAAACCAAAGACAAAGAUCGUUUGCACCUUAGGACCCGCGUCCCGAUCUGUUCCAAUGAUCGAAAAGCUUUUGAGAGCAGGCAUGAAUGUUGCUCGCUUUAACUUCUCUCAUGGAUCUCAUGAGUACCAUCAAGAAACCCUUGAUAAUCUCAGGGCUGGUAUGGUUAACACUGGUAUUCUCUGUGCUGUUAUGCUUGACACCAAGGGACCAGAGAUUCGAACUGGGUUCUUGAAGGAUGGCAAACCGGUCCACCUAAAACAGGGUCAAGAGAUCACCAUUUCUACGGACUAUAGUAUAAAAGGUGAUGAGAACAUGAUUUGCAUGAGCUAUAAAAAGUUGGCCGAGGAUGUCAAGCCUGGGAUGGUUAUACUUUGUGCAGAUGGCACAAUUUCAUUUACAGUUUUAUCAUGCGACAAAAGUGCGGGUUUGGUUCAUUGCAGGUGUGAGAACUCUGCAGUUCUGGGUGAGAGAAAAAACGUUAAUCUUCCAGGAGUGAUAGUGGAUCUUCCAACCUUGACAGAGAAAGACAAGGAAGAUAUCUUGAAGUGGGGAGUUCCAAAUCACAUUGAUAUGAUUGCUCUUUCUUUUGUUCGAAAAGGUUCAGAUCUUGUGGAAGUACGGAAGUUGCUUGGAGAACAUGCUAAGAACAUCCUUCUCAUGUCAAAGGUUGAAAACCAAGAAGGGGUUGCAAAUUUUGAUGAUAUCUUAGCAAAUUCAGAUGCAUUUAUGGUGGCACGUGGUGACCUUGGAAUGGAAAUUCCGAUCGAAAAGAUUUUUCUAGCACAAAAGGUGAUGAUCUACAAGUGCAAUAUUCAAGGAAAACCAGUUGUCACUGCAACCCAGAUGUUGGAGUCAAUGAUCAAAUCCCCCCGACCAACUAGAGCAGAAGCCACUGAUGUUGCCAAUGCAGUUCUUGAUGGUUCUGACUGUGUGAUGCUGAGUGGUGAAACAGCAGCUGGAGCAUAUCCAGAAGUUGCUGUUCGAACAAUGGCAAAAAUAUGUUUAGAAGCAGAAAGCACACUUGAUCACAGCGAUAUUUUCAAAAGAAUUAUGGAACACUCGCCUGUGCCCAUGAGCCCAUUAGAGAGUCUGGCUUCUUCAGCUGUUAGAACUGCUAAUUCAGCUAGAGCAUCUCUCAUAUUAGUAUUAACAAGGGGAGGAAGUACUGCAAAACUAGUGGCUAAAUACAGACCUGGCAUGCCAAUUUUAUCUGUGAUAGUACCUGAGAUUAAGAGUGAUUCCUUUGAUUGGUCAUGCAGCGAUGAAGCUCCUGCCAGGCAUAGCCUUAUUUUUCGUGGUUUGGUACCUGCUUUAUACGCAGGAUCUGCUAGGGCUUCUCAUGAGGAGACAACAGAAGAAGCUUUGGAUUUUUCCAUUCAACAUGCCAAGUCUAAAGGACUAUGCAAGAACGGAGAUUCUGUGGUGGCUUUGCAUCGAGUUGGAACUGCAUCCAUAAUCAAGAUCAUAACUAUUAAGUGAUGAUCAAAUUAGCAGCUGACUUUUUGUUCUACUCUCUUAUUUUGAGCCUUCCAGUAAACUGAGGAUGAAGGCAAUGUGCUACUGAUGUUGCCCGCUUGUCUUUAUCCUUUUUUUUUUUUUGUUUGCUUUUUCCCUUUCCCCUUUUUUUCCCUGUUCUGAGAAUGAACCUCAAUUACGAUGAAUACUAUUUUGAUGGUAAAUAAGUCAGGAUUUUUGUCAUGCAA